UACUAUAGUUUCGACAAAUGUAUCAUCAUGUCGUUGAAUUUGUUGUAUUUCAUUCUCGUUUGCUUUUCUGUGGCACGAGCAGAUCUAAAUCAGGAAAGUUUGGCUGCGGAAAAAGAGGCGAGCCUUUACCCAUGUUUUCGAGAUUUAAGAUGUUUUUUAGGAGAGGAAGAAAAAGCAAAGAUGAUAGAAUGCCAAAACAUUCAUUCAACGGAGACAGUUAUGAAGAUCUUACAAUAUUUAAGUGAAGCAUCCAAGGGAAAAACAAAUACAAAAGAACCUGAAUUAGCAGCAGAAGAUUUUUGUGCUUUAGAGGAAAAUUCUAAGAAAGAAACGUUUACUCUAGUGUUUCAGAAAAUCAUGGAUGAAGUCAGUGUGAAGUGUUCAGAAGAUGGCUCAAAUCAAGACGCUGAAUGUGAAACCUAUAAGCUAUAUUCGGAUUGUUUUCUUGCACUUCUUGAUGAAUACACCAGCAAAGAGGAAUGUGGACAAAGUGUCGAAUUGAAGAAAGGAUUAGGAGAUACAGAGAAACGACUUGGAUAGCAUUGAAAAUUUAAGUCAAAAUUACAUUUGAAGAUUUUAUCGGAAGCAUCAAUUUCUGAGGAAAGUUUUCAAAAUAUUAAAAAUGCAUGAAAUGUAUUCAAAAUACAUAAAGUUUUC
Molecule: messenger RNA, 657 nt
Organism: Uloborus diversus
Lineage: Eukaryota; Metazoa; Arthropoda; Arachnida; Araneae; Uloboridae
Exons: 6
Coding region: 28-540 (170 amino acids)
Source: RefSeq, a predicted model, not a curated record